Molecule: messenger RNA, 3704 nt
Organism: Numida meleagris (helmeted guineafowl)
Lineage: Eukaryota; Metazoa; Chordata; Aves; Galliformes; Numididae
Gene: TMEM81
Product: transmembrane protein 81
Exons: 3
Coding region: 1022-1825 (267 amino acids)
Source: RefSeq, a predicted model, not a curated record
UUCCAUAGCGUGGCAUUCGGUCGGUGAUGUCUUUUCAACAGCAAAUCCCCCCAGCGAUGGAAUACCUGAGUGCAGCGUGGGAGCUCGGAUGUGCUGAAAGGGAACUGAACCCCAAAUGUGCUGGGUGCACAGAGCAUCUCCGCGGGAAGGGAUCGUGCGAGAUAAAAACACUUGAUCUCAGAAGGCAUUUUGUUUUGUUCUUAAUAAAUGAAGGGGUGUUAGGAAGAGAAACGUGGAUAUUCAUUAGCAAAGCCAUGGAAGAGCGUGGCAUUCUAAAUCCUUUCCGCAAUCCGUAACUCAGACUCUGGUUAUUGAACUGGUUGGACCAUAGCCAUCAGAAAGAGGCAACUUUAUCCCGGGGAGCUUUUCUCAGCGCUUCGUCCUUGCAGGGUGCCGUGAGGUCGGUGCUGUUCAAUCCCAUCUGUGACCGUUCUCCCACCCAGGCAGAACCACCCGUUGCCAUCAGCACUUGGAUCACGAUGGGUUCCAGUGGCACAGCUCUGCUCUCUGGAUCCAUGUCAAAACCUUGUUUUCUUGCUCCCUCUUGGGGAGGGACUUGAGAUUUUGGGAUGAGUGUGGAUAGAGCAGAGCUGUACAAGUGCUACAUGAGUAAUUACGGUUUCCCUGUGCUGAGCAACGUUGUUUUAGGGGUUGCAGUAAUUAAGACAUUGUUUUACAGUUUGGUAGGAAGAUUAAACCAGAACAGUAGCGUGGAAAUUCAUCUAAAAUAGGAUGGAAACAGCAGGGAGAAGAAGGGAAGACUUAAUACAUUAUCAAGCAGAUCCCAGUUGCUGGGAUACAGUGGAUUUAAACGUUCUGCUGCCUGGGAGCUGGAACUCCUCGCUGGCAUUCUGACCCACCCAGUGAUGGGCUGCACCUUCCCUGGCUGGGAGGGAAGCAUCACGCUUCCAACCUGUCUCAUUAGAGGAUGCUGGUGAGGUUUCUGCUUGAAGAUUUACAGUGGUGGAUGGGUAGUGGUCAUGACCGCUGAGUUUGUACGGUGCCCCAUCUGAUCGCUGCCAUGAAGACCUUCAGGAGCGGCUCCAUCCUCAGCCUGCUGCCUUGGGCUUUCUGCCUCCCUCUGGCAUCUCCCUUUCCAAAAGUGACCAUCCCGGCAGAGCUGCAGUCAUCGGUGGCUAAAAUCGCCGUGAACUCCACGUCGUGCAGCGUCACCUGCGGGCUGGGCCUCAAAGUGGAGGAGACGUGCGAGGUGACGGCGGCGGGCGAGCGGCGGAACUGCACCUCGCGUCGCUCCCACUGCACCACCACGUGGGGCUGCGGCCUGCUGCACUUCACCGUCCCCGUGGGCAAACCCUUGGUGCUCAGCUGCCUGAGCUCGGACGUCAUCCGUUUGGGUACCAGAGGCUACAGCUGCACGUGGAAGCUCGCCCCGGGGCUCAUCACCAUGAACGACGUUCUGUUCUCGCCUUUCAGAAACCCCGGCUUCGUCGUCACCUUUGCCCCGACCCAGGAGGCCGACGCGGGGACUUACCGCUGCGACGUGCGCGUGUUGAAGACGUUCAGGGUCAUCAAGAGGGUCUACUUCGGGGUCAGGGUGAUCCGAAAGGACUUGGUGGACCUGGACUUUGGCAAAUCCUUGACUCAGGAGCAGAGGCUGGCAGCCAGUAACGAGGAGGGAAUCGUAGGCAACAGCACCCUCGGAGACGUGGAGGAGAAGCUGCACUUCUGGCAAAGGAAAUCGUUUCAUAGAUCCUCCAUAGGAGUGGGAAUCGGGCUGGUGGGAGUCGUCAUAGCGAGCGUAGCUCUCCGCCACUUGCAGAAGAAGCUGAGAAGCAGAGGUGCAGAGGAUCAGGCUCCGUUCUAACGCAAUUUCUUGCCUCUGUCUCGCCGAUCCUAACAAGCAGAGCAACAUUAGUGCUGGUGCAGUCUUUUGCAGUGAGGUUUGUAAUUGCUUCCUGGCUGCUGGGUUGGAGAGUUUGAGGUUUUGUUUUGCGGCUAAUGACUUGGGAUCCUACUUCUUCCUCAUCCCCCCUUGCAUUUCUUCUCCCUCGCCCAGGUUUGUGACGCGGAUCCCUGGGGUUGAGUAGCUGGCACUCUCCAGCAAGAGGUGCAUAGAAGUAAAGGUGCUGCAGCUGGGUCGCUGGGGUCCUUCCCAUCAGCCCCCAAGGUCUGUGUUGGGGAGCUGGGAGUGCUGGGAGGAGGUGAGGCACCGCUCCCUGCUGGCUCUGUUUGUUUGUCUCCCGCUUCAGAAAGCUGAAGCAUCAUCAAGCCGUAGUUGGAAGCUUCCACUCUUCCCUUUGUAGUUUGGAACAGCGAGGCAGGAAAGCAUUAGGCAGCACAAGCACAUCUUCAAUUUGAGCACUGCAGCUCAAGGAGCGUAACGGGGUGGUUUUAAUCACGACUCAGAGCUGAGCUCGCUCCUAAAAUCUUUAAAGGAGGAGGAGAGGGAAGAGUUCAGUGGGCUUGUGGCUCACUCGUUUUCCUGGUGACUAAUGAGUACAAAGCGUGCAGCAGCACUGUGGGGAGCACUGUUUCCCCAUUGGUAGCAGAAUCCGCAGAGGGACCUAUUAAGUGCCUCUUCUCUCUGGUUUCUGUCUUUAUUUUACAGUAAACAACUCUAUUUACUUGGUCUGUUUCCUUUUUUUUUUUUCCCCAUGAAGUACAGGAAUGCACCACGCAUCCAAUCCUGGGCUGAGUAAUGAUGGAGCUCUCCUAUUUAAGAUCAAAGCGCGCUAUUAUUUUAUCUUUUCACCAGGAAAAAAAAAAAAAAAAAAGCUUCAAUGUCGAAAGAGCUGGGUAUGCAAGGAGACACCUUAUUUGCAGAACAUCCCAUUUAAAGAAAAAAAAAAAAAAAACACUAGCAACAUCAGACCGAAACGUAGCGAGCUGAAUCUUCAUGUCCAAUUAAGUGGGUAAUAGGUAUAUCUGGAUAAUGAUCUGUAGGCCGUGGGGUUGUCUGUGUUUGGGUGGGGAUCUGAGCCUGUUAGCAGCUUUGGAUUCUCGGCGCGUUGUCGGCUGGGUUCUGCAGGCAGACUUCAGCGGGCACAGCCAUGGGGAGAGGUUUGUGGAGGUGGAGGGAGCUGCCUUGCAGUGCCUGAAGGUGCCCCUGGGUGUGCAGUGCUUGUCUGGCCCCGUGCUUUGCGCUGAUUCACUGCUGAGCUUCCCUGUCCACUCCUGCUUUAGGCUAGCUGCUUGCUCUGCUUAAAAACAGAUUUCUCGUCAGCUGAAAUACACGCAGGGCAGGCUGCCCCAGGGUCGGGGGGGGGGGGGGGGGGUCAGCUCGGUCUUCUGCCCACGCUUACCCCAUCCCUGAGCAAACCACACACAGGGGACACCCAGACUUUGGUUCCCUCUUCUCACCUCGUCCUCUCCCCCCACCCCCAGGGAAUCUCCUCUUUCCGAAGCAGCAGCACUGACACGGAGCAGUGCACACCCACGUUUUGGACGCCUCCAGGAGCCCGCUGCGUGCUGGCUGCGUUCAUCCCACCCAGACCUCUCCCAUCCUUGGCUUUCUCGGGGCAUCCUCGUGAGGUUGGUGGCACUACUGAGAAGUAAGAAGGACCCUGUGAAAUUGGAUGACUUCCCUCGCUGAGCCAUUACAGCGCUGGAACAAAAACCAGGAGCUUAACUCGUCCCUAUCCUCUCUGUCUUGAAAUAUCUCCAUGUCUUCUGCAUCAGGAGGAUCUCUCCCCAAACGGGUGGAUUUUCACUUACCCCUCCUCCUCCUCCCCAAAGACAAAAAG